AUGGGUGAUUUUUCAGCUGUCUCAUAUGUCACAGCACUGAUUGUCAUCUCCAUCGGCCUUCCUUUGACUUUGCUGGCCAUCUGUGCUCUCUAUUCACUGGUGCGAGACAACCAUGUUGCUCCAGUCUACGUCAUCAACCUCCUCGUCUCUGACCUCAUCCAGAUGUGCUGCUUGAUCAUGUGGGUGGCAGCACCCAAUAAUUUAAUUUUAAUCACGAAUCGUUUCUACUACGUCGGUCUGAUGGCCAGUGUUGGCUUCAUGGUGUGUGUCGCCAUGGAAAGGUAUGUGGUCAUCGCCUUCCCUGUGUGGUACCACUUCAGGCGAAACAUCAAGGUCUCUCUUGUGGUCUGUUUCAUGGUCUGGGCCUUCUCCAUCAGCUAUGUCAUUCUAGUUGUCUCUGUGUUUAACAUCAGGGUAACAUCCAUCCUCCUGUCCAUCUACCUCCUCCUGCCCUUUCCCCUGCUCAUCUUCUUCCUGGCUGGGACUCUCAAAGCCCUGUCCUCCUCCAUUUCAGUGACUCCUGAGGAAAAACGGCGAAUUGUGGGAACCUUGGUUCUGGUGCUGCUUAACUACACACUGCUGUUCCUGCCCACAAUCAUUUGGUACAUGUCUGCAGCAAUAACUCAAAAUUACACCUCUGAUCACACCCUGCAACUAAUUGUUGUUCGGUUCAGUCCCCUUAUGGACUUGGUUCUGUAUGUUUUCAUGAGGAAAGGGGCUGUAGACAAGCUGCUAGCCUUCCUGUGUCGAUGCAGGAUGACCACAGAGCAAGAGCAGGGGCAGAUGUCCACUGUGGACAGCAACACUCUCCACACAGUCAGCUCCAUGUAG
Molecule: messenger RNA, 831 nt
Organism: Myripristis murdjan (pinecone soldierfish)
Lineage: Eukaryota; Metazoa; Chordata; Actinopteri; Holocentriformes; Holocentridae
Product: G-protein coupled receptor 4-like
Exons: 3
Coding region: 1-831 (276 amino acids)
Biological process (GO): positive regulation of Rho protein signal transduction; phospholipase C-activating G protein-coupled receptor signaling pathway
Cellular component (GO): plasma membrane
Molecular function (GO): G protein-coupled receptor activity
Source: RefSeq, a predicted model, not a curated record